Molecule: messenger RNA, 1613 nt
Organism: Helianthus annuus (common sunflower)
Lineage: Eukaryota; Viridiplantae; Streptophyta; Magnoliopsida; Asterales; Asteraceae
Product: lysophospholipid acyltransferase 1
Exons: 8
Coding region: 4-1395 (463 amino acids)
Biological process (GO): triglyceride biosynthetic process; phospholipid biosynthetic process; lipid modification
Cellular component (GO): membrane; endoplasmic reticulum
Molecular function (GO): acyltransferase activity
Source: RefSeq, a predicted model, not a curated record
AAGAUGAAAAUGGAAGAAAUGGCGUCGAUGAUCGGGGUAUCACGCCCUGUAUUCCAAUUCCUUUUAUGUUUCGUGGCCACAAUUCCUGUCAGCCUCUUCCAUCGCUUCGUCCCUGGUGGUCCCACCGCAAAGCACCUCUACGCUGCAACCACCGGCGCCGGCCUCUCCUACCUGGCCUUUGGCCUCUCUUCCAAUAUACACUUCCUCGUGCUUAUCCUCAUCAGCUACGGCUCUAUGACCCUCUGUCGGAAACGAUGUGGCCUCAUUACUUUCUUCUUAGCAAUGGGUUAUCUCAUCGCAUGCCAUGUGUACUACAUGAGUGGGGAUUUAUGGAAGGAAGGAGGUAUUGAUGCUACUGGAUCCAUGAUGGUGAUAACACUCAAAGUGAUUUCGUGCGCUUUUAAUUAUAACGAUGGCUCCUUAAAAGAGAGACGUCUACGCGAUACCCAAAAGAAAAAUCGAUUGUUUAGGUUACCCUCUGUCAUAGAGUAUGUGGCAUAUUGUCUCUGCUGUGGAACUCACUUUGCAGGCCCCGUUUAUGAAAUGAAGGAUUAUUUAGAUUGGACACAAGGGAAGGGGAUUUGGACCAGGUCUGAGAAACCUUCACCAUCACCUAUUGGGCCAACAGUUAAAGCUAUUCUUCAAGCUGGUUUGUGUAUGGGUGUCUACUUAUACCUUGAUCCCCGAUAUCCAUUAGAAAGAAUUGGCGACCCGGUUUAUAAAAGUUGGGGAUUUAUUGAUAGGUUUAGCUACCAGUACAUGUGUAGCUUUUCUGCGCGCUGGAAAUAUUAUUUCAUAUGGUCGGUCUCAGAAGCUUCCAUGAUUCUUUCGGGCCUUGGUUUCAGCGGAUGGACCAAUUCUGUUCCAAUUGAAGCACAAUGGAGAGGGGCCAAAAAUGUUGAUAUUUUGGGUGUUGAAUUUGCAAAGAGUGCAGUAGAGAUACCACUUGUGUGGAAUAUACACGUCAGCACAUGGCUUAGACAUUAUGUUUAUGACAGGCUUGUUCAAAAGGGGAAAAGACCUGGUUUUUUCCAGUUGCUGGCAACACAGACUGUCAGUGCUGUAUGGCAUGGUUUAUAUCCAGGGUACAUUAUAUUCUUUGUUCAAUCUGCUUUGAUGAUUUCUGGUUCAAAAGCCAUUUACAGAUGGCACCAAUCUGUCUCGGGCGGUAAACGUAUGUUUAAGAAGAUGAUUAUGCUCUCAAAUUUCGCUUACACAGUUAUUGUUCUAACCUACUCUUCUGUUGGUUUCAUGGUACUAAGUCUGGACGAAACAAUCACUGCAUACGAGAGUGUAUUCUACAUUGGAACCAUUCUUCCUGUGGUUUUCAUCCUCUUUGGUAGCAUUAUGAUCAAAUCAAAGCCGCAUACAUCCAGAGCCCGAAAAGUAAAGUAAUGUCUACAAACCACACAAAAACACAUAUUAAUUUUGUUUCCUUCUUGGCCUGUUUAGCUCUCAAGAACCACCACAGGUCCAUAAUUAGUAACGAAAGUGGUGUAGGCGACAUAAUUAAUUAAGUGUUUUCAACUUGUCACGAUCUGUGUCGGGUUCUAACCUCAAACCUUUUAGCACCAUGUCGGAUCUAGAAGUGGUUUAGGGUGUGUACUUGCAUA